Molecule: messenger RNA, 747 nt
Organism: Mytilus trossulus (common blue mussel)
Lineage: Eukaryota; Metazoa; Mollusca; Bivalvia; Mytilida; Mytilidae
Product: transmembrane emp24 domain-containing protein 6-like
Exons: 4
Coding region: 11-724 (237 amino acids)
Biological process (GO): Golgi organization; endoplasmic reticulum to Golgi vesicle-mediated transport; intracellular protein transport
Cellular component (GO): endoplasmic reticulum-Golgi intermediate compartment; COPII-coated ER to Golgi transport vesicle; Golgi apparatus
Source: RefSeq, a predicted model, not a curated record
CUUGAACAAUAUGGCGUCUGUAUCGUCUAUCAUUUCAAAACAUUUGAUUUUAAUGAUAUUUAAUUGUUUAAAUGCUGAACAAGUGUUAGACAAACAAAACGAAGAUUUUGAUUUUGAUGGACUACCUGGUGUAACGUAUGAAUUUAAAAUAGAAGUUUUUUCUGGGCGGGAACAGUGUUUUUAUCAGAAAAUAGCAAACGGAGCUACUCUUCAUUUAUCUUUUGAGGUUUUACGAGGUUCUGAUAAAUUAGUUGAUGUAAUGAUCUGGGAUCCUAACAAUAACCAAGUAGAUGCGAAACAUUCGGUAACAAGUGGUUAUUUUGAGAACAAAAUUACGUAUGAAGGAAUAUAUACGAUAUGUAUAGAUAAUUUUGUUAGCAGAAAUAUGUAUGGUUCCAAGUUGAUUUAUAUUUACAUGAUGACGUAUAUAAUGAGCGAGUGGUUCCAGUAUCAAAAGGAAAUUGAAAGCGUCAGUUCAACUGUAACUAAUUUCACUAGGACAGUUACAUCCGUUCAGAGUUCGAUCGAAGCAGUAAAACAACAUCAAACCAAUAUACGAAUGAAUGUAGUUAAAGAUAACUAUUUCAUCCGCGGAAAUAACGACUACAUUAGUUGGUGGUCAAUUUUUCAAAUUUUGAUUAUCGUCUGCACGUCCGGUUUCCAGGUAUUUUGUGUAAGAAGACUUUUUAGAAUUCCACACGUUUCAGGAAAACCUUGUGAGUAAAACAAGAGAACAAUGUUUAUCUG